Molecule: messenger RNA, 477 nt
Organism: Hyaloscypha bicolor E
Lineage: Eukaryota; Fungi; Ascomycota; Leotiomycetes; Helotiales; Hyaloscyphaceae
Exons: 2
Coding region: 39-197 (52 amino acids)
Source: RefSeq, a predicted model, not a curated record
CAUGAUCAAGACGAGGAUGGGAUCGAUGCCAUCACCGCAUGAGUUCACGUUCUUCUGGCAUUGAUACACACAACAUCUGCAAAGAUAUGCGCAAGUGCCGGACGGGCAUCCGGCACACGUCGGUAGAUUUGAGAAGCCCUUUCCUCCUAGCCUACCUUGCGCACAACGACAUCCCAUCUCCUCCCAUCCCAUUCUAGCGUUUUGGCAAAUGGGCAUCCUCCCCUGGUCCCGUUUUUCCUGGCUGCGGGUUGCUGGAUGGGGGCAGAGAUGCGUGGUCAUCGUACAAUACGGUAGUGACAUGACAUCGCAUGUGCACAGUAAGUGACGGAGGCUGGGGUCAGCACGCAAAUCUUGCCCAUUCACAGACGCGGCAUCGGCAUCCUCGGGCGUCCCCAGACACGCACCACACACUGGUUUUUUCCCCCUCAGCUGUCAACAUUAGUUUCGAACAUCACAUCACAUCACAUCAUAUCCCAG